This is a messenger RNA of Limulus polyphemus (Atlantic horseshoe crab), 2354 nucleotides long. RefSeq names its product NADH-cytochrome b5 reductase 3-like. The transcript is spliced from 10 exons. Gene Ontology annotation, molecular function: oxidoreductase activity; FAD binding. The coding region runs from base 139 to 1056 and encodes 305 amino acids. The record is from RefSeq and is a predicted model, not a curated record. Lineage: Eukaryota; Metazoa; Arthropoda; Merostomata; Xiphosura; Limulidae. Gene Ontology annotation, cellular component: mitochondrion.
UCCAUCUCGUGUCCUUAUAAUAUCAUUAAUUUGAGGUAUGGGUCUAAUAUUCGUAAAAUAACUAUCGAAAUGAACACGGAAAGCUUAUCGUUCAACAAGUGGGAGAGUUUCCUGUAAUCUUUCAUAAGCUUCUUCAUCAUGGCUUUUUUCAGUCUUGUAAAGUCAGUUCCUGUUUUGAUUGGUGCUGGAGUAGUAGUAGUGACAGUGGUUAUAAUCAAAUACAUUUUUGGCCGCAAACAAGGACCUCCAAAAUUACUGCAAGACUCAACUGCCAAGUACAGGAUCAAGCUAGUGGACAAAGAGAUUAUCAGCCAUGACACAAGAAGGUUUAGAUUUGCUCUUCCAUCACCGAACCAUAUUCUGGGACUACCGAUUGGCCAACACAUUUAUUUAAGUGCCAGAAUUAAUGGGAACCUUUGUGUUCGACCUUACACCCCCGUGUCCAGUGAUGAUGAAAAGGGGUACAUCGACUUGGUGAUAAAAGUGUAUUUUAAGAAUGUAAACCCAAAGUAUCCUGAUGGUGGUAAGAUGUCACAGUACUUGGAUAACAUGAACAUUGGAGAUUUAAUUGACAUUCGAGGUCCUUCAGGACUCAUUGAAUAUAUGGGUCGAGGAACAUUUGCCAUUAAACCAGACAAAAAGUCUCCACCAAGUGAGUGUACUGUAAGAAAUGUUGGGAUGAUUGCUGGUGGAACAGGAAUUACACCAAUGCUCCAGCUGGUUCGACAAGUGUUUAAAGAUCCAGAAGAUAACACCAACUUGUUUCUGUUGUUUGCAAAUCAGUCAGAAGAAGACAUUCUUCUGAGGUCUGAACUGGAAGAUCUGGCAGCUGAACAUACUGAACAAUUCAAGCUCUGGUAUACGGUAGAUCGACCCUCAGAAGGUUGGAAAUAUAGUGCGGGGUUCAUCAGUGCAGAGAUGAUUGAACAGCAUCUUCCUGCACCAUCAGAAAAUACCCUGAUCUUGAUGUGUGGCCCCCCACCUAUGGUAAACUUUGCCUGCCAUCCCAACUUGGACAAACUGGGCUACUCCAAGAAACAGAGGUUCUCAUAUUAGUAGUGUAGAAAAGAUGCAGUUAUACUUGAACAGCUCAACAAAUGCCUGUAAUACCACUUAUUAUUUGAGGUAAACAUGCAUAUACAGUUUGUGCUCCUCUAUAGAUUAAUAUUUGUUGUUAGUAGAUACCCAAAUCACAUUCAUGUAUAAUCAAAAUAUAUAAUCAUAGUAUUUUGGGUAGUAGGUAUUUUGAAAAUCUUUGUUUAAUACUCAACAAAAAUAGAUUCUCAUAUAAGUGUGUGUAUGUUCAUAAACAGAUUAAUACAUAUAACUCUUUAGUGACUUUUAUGGUAGUCCGGUAGUAAAUCCAUUUCUUAAAUAGUUGAGUUCAAACAUUAAUAUAUAUUUCCUUAAUAUAACUGCAGAUAAUGCAAGUUUUUUUUACAUUAAACUCCUUAAUGGCAUUAAAGACUAGCACUUUAAUUAAAUAGUGUCAUUUUACAUCAGAUACCUUUUGUUUAUAGAACCGUAGUUUUCUAGUGGCAGCUGUGAAUAGAUGUCCAAUUAAAUGGAUGUUCAAAGACAAAAAAAGCAGACCUGGUAUAAAGAACAAUUAAAUAAAUAAUUGUUUUAGAAAUAAAAGUAUAGUUUCAUCAUUCCCUGCUUUACCUUAAAUAGAUUUUGACCAUCAUAAAUAUUGUCAUUCAGUACUUAAAUGCAAUUGAUGAGGUAACAAAAUACCUUUUUUUCUAACGAAAGAUAAAGGUUAUUAUCAUAACCAGUUUUUGUCUUUUUUUAAACCUCUCACAGUUGAUAAAAUUAUCUUUUCCAGCAAACUUGAAAGACUAUUCAUACUUGAACAAUUCCUUAAAUAAGAGGAAAAAAAUUAUGUUAAGUUCCAGAUCAUCUUAAAGCCUGGUUAAAAAUUGUGUGAUUUUUAUUAAGUUCUUAUAUAUCAGUCUCAUAAUUUAGAUGUGAUCUACAAUAGUGAUAUAUGGCAACAAACUUAUUAAUUUAUAGACAUGAAGUGUUACUGUAAUAAUAUUUGAAAACUAUUUUAUUUUAUAAACUAUAUUAAAUAGUUUAUUUCUACAGUGCUCAUUUUGGUUCUAAUAACAGUGCCACUUUUACAAAAUACCUGUUGUUUACAAACAAGUGUUUCACUGCCCGUUCAGCAUGUCUUCGGGUCAGCUGUAAUAAUCGCACCAGUGCAAAUAUUGCUUAUAUGCUAAGAAAAUGAAUUUCACAGAGCUAAUUGUUUGUUAUUUCAUUCAAAGUUUUGGGAGCUAAUAAUGAUAGUUUUUUUUUACAUGUAAUAAAAAAUAUAUUGUUUGAAAAUAAAGAAUUCAAGAAUAAAU